Molecule: messenger RNA, 2876 nt
Organism: Owenia fusiformis
Lineage: Eukaryota; Metazoa; Annelida; Polychaeta; Sabellida; Oweniidae
Source: the annotation of a GenBank genome assembly
GAAAUAUCCACACUAAUUUACCUAUUGCUCUCUUAUAAUCUAUAAGGAAUAUUUUCUUAUAAAUUUUGUAAACUAAAAUUUGUUUCUCAAAGGGAAUCAAGUCCGACUCAUCGCGAGAUUUCGAAAUGUGAAAAAUUUUGAAGAAAAAAAACAAAGAUUUUUUACAUUGGAUAUUAGCCAUCUCGAGGCUUCAUAGGGGCUUCAAAUAUGUCCAACAAAAUUAUCAUCCGUGUACAGUCCUCCAAACAUGGUACACGCAGAAUUGAAUCUAAGCCCACGGAGAGGAUUGAUGAUUUUUUCGAGAAGGUGAGAUCUACAUUUGAAUUGCCAGAGACAGGAUGGACAGUGUGUAUGAACAGAGACCAGACAGGGGCCAUAAAACCAUCAAGGAGUAAAACAUUAUCAACAUCAAAAAUCAAGCAUGGAGACAUGUUAUACCUGAUCCUCUCAGCCAGUGUUAAAGUACCUGAAGAUGAGCCUGACAGUGCAAUGGACGUUGGUGACUCAUCAGCAGUUCCCAUGACAACGGAGACAACAAACAAACCAAAACCAGUCAUCCCCAUAGUGAUAGAAGAUGAAAUAGAUGUCAUACUUGAUAAAAUGGAUGGAAGGAUACAAAGAGAGAAGAAUGAACAGCUUUGCCACCAUGGUGCCCAAGGGAAAUGUUUACACUGUGUUCCACUUGAGCCCUAUGAUGAACAGUAUCUCAACAGUGCUGACCCUCCCAUCAAGUUUCUGUCCUUCCAUUCCUAUAUUAGGAAAUUAUGUGGAGGCGCAGAUAAGGGGAAAUUUGCAAUGUUAGAGAAUAUAAGCUGUAAAAUAAAACAAGGCUGUACAAAGCAUCCUCCUUGGCCCAAAGGCAUCUGUUCGAAAUGUCAGCCUAACGCAGUCACACUUAAUAGACAGACAUAUAGACACAUAGAUUAUACAAUGUUUGAGAAUCCUGCUAUUAUGGAACGAUUCUUGAAUUAUUGGCGUCGGACAGGAAGUCAGCGUAUAGGUUUCAUGUUUGGACGUUACGAACACCAUAAAGAGGCCCCUUUAGGUAUCAAAGCAACUGUAGCAGCUAUUUACGAACCUCCACAGGUGUGUAGUAAAUCUAGUGUUGAACUCCUUCCUGACCCCCAAGAACAAGUAGUGGACCAGUUAGCUGCUAAGCUAGGGCUAAGGAGGCUUGGCUGGAUAUUCACAGACUUAGUAGCUGAGGAUCUUAAGAAAGGGACAGUGAAACACUUCAGAGGAAACAUCAACUCUCAUUUCCUGAGUGCAGAAGAAUGUAUAAUGGCGGCAGAUUUCCAGAAUAAAUACCCAAAUGCCUGUAGAUUAUCUCCAGACGGACAUUUCGGCUCCAAGUUUGUUACAGUUGUAGCGACAGGUGACUCGACCAAUCAGAUCCAUUUUGAGGGCUACCAGGUAUCCAAUCAGUGCAUGGCUCUGGUGAACGACGAGUGCUUAAUCCCCACACGAGAUGCCCCUGAAUUAGGUUACAUUAAAGAAUCUUCAAACGAGCAGUAUGUCCCCGAUGUUUUCUACAAGUACAAAGACAAAUAUGGGAAUGAGGUGACCCAGUUGGCAAGGCCUUUACCUGUUGAAUACCUCUUAAUAGAUCUCCCUGCGGCAUUCCCUGUGGAGCCCCAGUACACAUUCAAUGGUGCCAACUCACCCACACCCUUUCCUGUGGAGAAUAGGGCUGAACUAGGAGAGAUACAGGACUUUAAUUCAUUCUGUGAGUACAUGGCACAUUACGAGCGAGACAAAUUUCUAGAGGCAGUAUCAAACUUCCACCUUCUCCUAUACCUAGCCACAGAUGAUAUGUUACCUGUUAAGGGUAACAUGGAAACAUUAUUGGAAGCUGUAAGAACCAAAGAUGAAGGACUGGCCCACCAUUGGUCAAAGUCAGAGGAAUGGGCAACAGUUGAACAACUCAUUCAAGUACAUUCGUCAUCCCCAGGUGUUUCUCGAGAGACUUCCUAUGUCGGUCCUAAUGCUCAACCACUGCCACCUAUUGGCGGAAAUGGAAAUGAGGCUACAUGGAGCUGUAAACACUGCACUUUCAUGAACCCUUCAAGUAAAUCUUCAUGCGACAUGUGUAGCCUACCCAAAUAGAUAUAUUCCAGUCCAAUAUAUUGAACUGCCCUUUAUAUCAUUUGUGGUGGUUUGAUCAGUUUUAAAGUGCAAAUCCAGGACUAUUUCAGUGAGCCACAAGUCUUCACAUGUGUGUGUGUUUUCCUUUUGGAAAUCCUAGCUGAUUGAUGCAAUGUUUACAAAACAAGUUACUUUAAUAGAGGCUAGGUCCUGAAAAGUAACUUUCAUGAAACAAACAUACAAUUUUGCCCUGACCUCUUCCUGUUUUUUCAUGUUUGGACAAUGAACUAUAUGCACUAUAUUGAGGAUGUAAAGAAUACUGUGAGUGCAUAAAUGCUUUGAGUAAAUAAGUGCAACAGAAGCACAAGGCACAAGAGACAAGGAGGGAAUUGAUGUAUGGGAUUUCCUUUUGUGUAAAAUGUGCACAGGAGGUGAAUACUGGACCAUCUUUUAUGUCAUGUGACCUUGGUUUGACCAAUUAGAAAAUGACAAGUUUUCCAGUAAUGCAAUGAACAUUUGCCAAAAGUGACUGACACACAAAAUGAUUGUAAGGGAAUCUGCCAAAUUGAAAAGUAUCAUUACCUGGACAAAAGUUGUGAAAAUUAAUUGAUUCAUCGAAUUGAUGAUGAGAUCAAUUACUUUUCCUGUAAUAUGUAUAUUUAUUAAUGGAAGAAAUCUGACCAAUUGUUAAAUUCAAAAUUUGUUUAAUAAUUAGAUCAAUGGAUCAGGAUAAUUGUCUUAAUUAUUGUUAAACUGAUUUUGUCAAUUUGUUAGUAUAUUUAUGUGGAAUA